CCGUAGCCUGAGGUCUUCUGCUGCUUACUGCCGGAGUCUCCACCAAACUGCUAAUCUUGGUCUCAAGUGGCUUACUGGAGAUGCUGGAUGAAGAUGCAGUUGGAACCAGUUUUGUUCUGGAUUUUUUUCGACUUUGGGAUUCAGUAUUGAGGAAGAGGAAUGCUGAAUUUGGAAGAGUGAGUCGACUGAAACUUCAGAGUCGCAGUGGAAGACGAGGAAUCUACAACAGGAUAAGCCAAAAAUGUUGGAAAAACUACCAAAUUUGAUGACCAGCCUUGAUACUGCAAGAACUGUAACUCAUCUGAUGGAAUAGCUGGUAUCCAGAAUAUUUAUAUUCCAAAUGCGUGUAUCAGACAAAUGUUAUCGAAUUGGAAUCAAAACCACCUGAAUUAAAUGUUCACAGCAUGUAUGUACACAAUUCACCCCCUUUAUUGGAAAUAUACUAGUACCUGGACAUUAAAAAUUGAUCAGUCCCUCAGUGUAAAUGCAUUACGCUGCUGAAUCUGUUUGGUUUACUGAAUGUUUGCCAGUUAGUUUACCGACUGCAGCUACCUGUGGUACUUCAGGAGUGUUAGAAUGUCCACUGUAGUCCAUGAUAAAACGGAUUAUACAAUUUUAUAAUUAGAAAAAAAAAACUCAACUCAAAAUUGUGCAAUUCAAUAGGUUCUUAGAAAUAAAAACAUUGAGCAUUUUAAGAGAAGGUACAAGGCAGACCACUAACUAAAUGUCAAGUUCAUUUGUUAAUAACACUACGUACAUUAAAAAGACCACCAUUUAAACAUGAUUCUCCAUUAAAAGAAACUUCAAACUGGUAGUAGGAUUUAUGAGAGGCUGUACAGUGUGCAAAUUACUGUCUGUCAUGGCAGGCACACCUAAAUGAUGCAGACAUAGAGGGUUUCUUUCUGCCCACAAAACAUUAAAAGAUCUCCAAGUCAUGUUUUGAAGAAAAAGCCCUCACCGAGUCUUUUAUGUCUGACCACAGGUAUCAUUUAGAUCUGCCCACAAACACACGCCUUUAGUCUUCAGAGUACAUGUGACAACACAAAACUGCACUGCAUCACUGACGUAAUCAGGCGGUAACAGUUUGCUCAUGACUUCCAGUAAGAUUACAAUAAAAAUUGCAGGGAAAGAUUCCUGGACAUAUCUGAGAAGUAAUUUCUUUCUCUUUCUGUUUUGUUUUUUAACUGAUAAUUACCAGGCCCACAUAGAAAUUGUGCAGGAUUCAAAUGGUCACACUUCUACACAUGGAAGCUUGUUUCCACCAUGGGAUAAAAAAUAAAGGUAAGAGCAACUUUUUAUCUCACAUUGUUUUUUGCCCUUGCAAUUCGGAGAUUACGGUAUAUUUCACAACUCGGACUACUUUCUAAAAACAAAUUCUGAGGGGGAAAAAGUGAGAUAUAAACAGAAUUGCAAUAGGCUAUGAAUUGUGAAAUACAACUAGUCAACAUUUGAAGUGGAUCAAAACCUUUCAUCAAAGUUGUCCUAAAACCAAAAUGUGUUCUUGUCUUUUUGAUUCACUUCAAAUGUCGACUACUGUAUAAACUUGGAAUUGCCACAAUAGAAAAACCAGAAUAUUUUUUUUCAGCAAUGUGAGAGAGAAAUUCAGAAUUGCAAUAACUUCCAAUUUUGAGAGAUCGAUUUCCAAGACUGUGUCUUCCAAUUCUGAGUUUAUAUUUCUCAGUUGUGAGAGGUCAGAAUUGUGAGAGAAUCUCAGAUUUCUGACUUUUUUUUUUUUUUGUUGCAAUUUCGAGAAAAGAUAAAAUGACCUUUUUAUUUUAUUUUUUUAAUUUUGUGGUAUUCCCCUUUUUUAAAUUUUUUUAAAUUAAAUACUUUUGCUAUUUUUUAUUUUUAUAUGCACAGCUACCAAUAAACUUGUAGUCCACUGAACAUGCUUUAGCAUUUGAAUCCUCAGAAUUCAGUAGAUUUUGCCCCAGAACGUGCACAAAAGAAAGUCCACAGAAAGUCCAUCUGGGCCUGGCAAUAAAUGUAUAAGCAUAACACAGACAUGAGAAUACAGUCCCAAUUAAUAAUAAUAAUAAUCAUUCAUACAGCAGGCUCAACAUGUUUUACCGACUGCCUUCCUUGAUUUGUUCUUUAUCCCCAAAGACGAUAUCGAUUCACUCAGCCAUUUGUAAGAUCCCUUCUGUCAAAGAGCUGGACGACUUUGAGUCACGCUCAUGAAGGCCCAAUAUUUUCAAUAUCAUCAUGGCCAUACUGCAAUAUGUGGUGCAUUGAGGACACAGCAGGUGCAUUGAGGAAUGCUUGACUAGAAUAUGAAGCUACUGCAUCCAAACUACAACCCAAAACCAACUUAGACCACCUGCUGACUGAGUGGAUGGGGGAUAUGAUUUUUCUUAAACAGUUUUUAAACUCUUUCUACGAUUCCAUUUUGAGUCAUAAACAGGCCUACACGAAAUCUGCAUGCAGAUUUCCACAGAACUGUAAUGCAUUCAUGAAGUUUAUUAGUUUGCUAAUUUGAUUUGAUUAUGCUUACAGUUACCACUAAGGAUAGCUUCGUUUAACACAUUGUUUUAAUCCAUUUUCGCAGAAAACGUCUGCAGAUUGCGCCUGGGCCUGGUUAUAAGGUGGACGUCUGAGAGACUGGCGUCAUUAUCAACUUGACGCCGCAUUUCCUCUCAGCGCGUUGUCAGGUAACGGAAGUGUGUAGGCAUGAGUCUCAUAGAGCGGAAUUCAUCCACCUGGAGACGCAGAGACACGUUUCCAAACAUCCUCGCGGCAGGAAAGCUCAUUCCAGUUGGUGACACAACUAAGACUUGUCUGCAAGAAAUUACAUCAGGGACUGUAACUCCACCUGUGGUGAGAAAGUUUGUCAAUUCUGCUCGGCCGCCCGUUGAGACAGUUCGGGUCUUCCAUGGAAAAGCAAAUGAUCCUGACAUUGCCAGCACACUAGUCCAUGGCGUGAACACUAAAUCAUCCAUUAAUGCUGGCUCAGUGAUCAAUCCUGCACCAAAAACACGCUUCCAAGAGUGGCUGCGUCAUCUUCAUGAAAUCAAUUAUGCCAACUAUCAGAAAGCUCCUCUUGGGAGGUCAGGAGUUCAAGGCCCUGGUUUACCAAGCUGGCUUGAUGCUGAGAAAACCACUUUUGGUGUUACAACGCUCCAGUUAUCUAAUGGCAGUGAGGUCAUCAAUCCACCCAAAACCACACAUCAGGUGAAGAAGGAAGCGGAUGAGGGACAUCAGCUCUAUGUUCGCUCACACGGAUCCUAUUUUGUAGGAGAGCGUGUGGACAGAAAGUACAAUUGCAAUCACUAUAGGAGAGAUGGUAGGUUUGGUGUCCCAACGCCUCAUUACAAUGAUGGGAGAACCAUCUCCAGAUCUCUGCGGUGGCCCUGUGACUCACUAAUGCACAACAGCGUAAAAUUAGUUUCCAAACGCUGCGACGACUUCAGAGAGAAGACUCAGCCACAAACAAGCAAAGUUCAUGAUCCAAUUGCAGAGACAUUAAACGUUCCCAGUGAUCACACAUUUGGAGUCUUGAUGAAACCUGACAGCUUUGGUGUGGGUGACCUGCUCCAUCAAACUCCUCCUGGCGAGUACCUGAAAGGUAAAGACAGACAGCGAGCCGUGGUCAGCGCUGUUCGCCAGCACCUCAAGAACUCCAACUACCAGAACUUCAGCUCAUUACUCGAAGCAUUCAGAUACUACGACAAGAAGGGUCAAGGGAAAAUCGAUAAGCAGGAUCUGAAGGAAGUCUGCCACCAGUUUAACAUGAUCAUUAGUGACCCAGUGCUUGAUGAUCUCAUGAAUUAUUGUGAUGUUGAUAAAGACGGACUGAUCGGCUUCAUGGAAUUUUCCAAUUUUCUUAAUUGGAAAGACAAACUGCCAAUCAACAGGGUGGAGCAGAAAAUUCUCACAGGAGAGCGGAAGGCUUGGACAGCCCCAGCUAACAUGCAGCGCACAGACCUCCAGGAAUCCAGCGCAGUGAAACCUUUGAUUAGACCUGAAGAUCUGGAUCCGGUUGAGGUGGGAAGCACCAGGAAGACUCCAAAAACCCUGUCUAGGCCUAGAACUGUGCAGAACAACUUCUUCACCUCGUCUUCUCUCAUCAAUGCUGUCGUGGGUGGACUUUCCCCCGCCGAUGAUCGCACAUACGGAGUACCAACUGUACGGGCUGAUCUACCUGCUCCUCGUAUCAAACGUCUCAGUGACAGGACAAACUACGGAGACGAAGCAACAGCACAUUAUGUGCUGCACCCCCCUCUGCAUUCCCUCUACGGAGUCCAUGAAAAAGAGUUUUUUAGUCCUCGCACUAAAGAUGAGAUUGCACAGAUAUUCCAAAAAGUGGGUCUCAACGUUGCUGAUGAAACAUUUGAAGAGGCCUGGAAGUUGGCGUCCAUGAGACAUCCUGCUGGUGACGUAUGUGUGGAAAGCUUUCGAAAUGUUCUUGGUGAACUACGGGCAAAUUAAACACAAAACUUGAGUAUUUUAAUUUAAUUUUCUUUAUAAUCUACCAUUAAAUAAAGACUUGCAUUAAAAAGUG
Molecule: messenger RNA, 4501 nt
Organism: Onychostoma macrolepis
Lineage: Eukaryota; Metazoa; Chordata; Actinopteri; Cypriniformes; Cyprinidae
Gene: efhb
Product: EF-hand domain family, member B
Exons: 15
Coding region: 2671-4428 (585 amino acids)
Molecular function (GO): calcium ion binding
Source: RefSeq, a predicted model, not a curated record